This is a messenger RNA of Spodoptera litura, 3099 nucleotides long. RefSeq names its product structure specific recognition protein (gene Ssrp). Gene Ontology annotation, biological process: regulation of chromatin organization. NCBI's taxonomy places the organism in Eukaryota, Metazoa, Arthropoda, Insecta, Lepidoptera, Noctuidae. The record is from RefSeq and is a predicted model, not a curated record. Gene Ontology annotation, molecular function: DNA binding; histone binding; nucleosome binding. Gene Ontology annotation, cellular component: nucleus; FACT complex.
AACAUUGACUGAUUUGCUUACUGUUACUGUCACAAAUGACAAUUUGACAAUUGUGUUGUUUCUUUGAUAGUUCGCUCGCCGUGCCGCUGUUUUUUUCAUACACUGUUUAGCGCGUGGACGACUGUGACCACAUUUUAAAGCUUUAAAUAAUAUUUUUUACAUAUUAUAGUAAUUUAGUGACCAAACAAAAUGGAGUUUCUCGAAUACAACGAUGUCCAGGCGGAAAUCAAGGGCGCAAUGGUUCCUGGGAGACUAAAGAUGACAGACCAAAAUAUAGUGUUCAAGAAUAGUAAGACCGGCAAGGUGGAACAAAUCCCAGCCAAUGAGAUAGAACUGGUGAACUUCCAGAAGUUCAUAGGAUCAUGGGGCUUGAGAGUGUUCCUGAAGAACGGCACUCUACACAGAUAUGGUGGUUUCAAAGAAGGGGAACAAGAGAAGGUUGCAAAGUUCUUUAAGACCAACUACAAUAAGGACAUGUUGGAAAAGGAGCUCUCCCUGAAAGGCUGGAACUGGGGAACUGCUAAAUUCAAUGGAGCAGUACUAAGCUUCAAUGUAGGAUCAAACACGGCAUUUGAGAUCCCGCUACAUAAUGUUUCUCAAUGCAAUACGGGCAAGAAUGAAGUCACACUUGAAUUCCACCAGAAUGAUGACACACCAGUAUCUUUAAUGGAGAUGCGUUUCCACAUCCCAACCAGUGAGUUGGCAGGAGACAUGGACGCAGUGGAGGCCUUCCACCAGCAGGUGAUGAACAAAGCCAGUGUCAUCUCUGUCUCUGGUGAUGCCAUCGCCAUCUUCAGGGAGCUACAGUGUCUUACGCCUCGUGGUCGUUACGACAUCAAAGUAUUCCAGACAUUCUUCCAGCUUCACGGUAAGACCUUCGACUACAAAAUCCCGAUGUCGACAGUGCUGCGUUUAUUCCUAUUGCCGCACAAAGAUACGAGACAGAUGUUCUUUGUGGUGUCCCUCGACCCGCCCAUCAAACAAGGUCAAACUAGAUACCAUUACUUGGUGCUGCUCUUUGGUAUUGAAGAAGAAACUAGCUUAGAGCUUCCGUUUACUGAGGAAGAAUUGAACGAGAAAUAUGAAGGGAAGAUAAGUAAGGAGCUGUCCGGUCCAACUUACGAAGUGCUCGCGAAAAUCAUGAAGGUCAUCAUCAACAGACGAGUGACAGGACCAGGAGACUUUUUGGGUCACCACAAGACGCCGGCGAUUGCGUGCUCAUACAAAGCGGCGGCCGGCUACCUAUACCCGUUAGAGAAGGGAUUCAUAUACGUACACAAACCUCCUGUACACAUCCGCUUCGAGGAAAUUGCUUCUGUCAACUUCGCGAGAGGAGGCGCUUCUUCUACCAAAUCGUUCGAUUUCGAAAUCGAGUUGAAACAAGGCAGCAUACACACAUUCAGCAGUAUCGAGAAGGGAGAGUAUGACAAACUGUUCGACUACAUCACCUCCAAGAAAUUACAUGUCAAGAACACUGGCAAAAAUGAUAAAGCUCUAUACGACGAUGACUUUGGCGACUCGGACACUGAGAAAGAACCUGACGCGUAUCUUGAGCGAGUUAAGGCCGAGGCUAAAGAGCGAGACUCUGGGGACUCGGACUCUGAUGAAAGCACUGAUGAAGACUUCAACCCUGAUAAGGCCAAGGAGAGCGAUGUCGCAGAGGAAUACGACACCAAUCCAUCAUCGUCAGAGGACUCAGAUGCAUCAGGUGGCGGUGGUGGCUCGGAUGAUGAGGGCAAGAAGGAAAAGAAGAAAGAGAAGAAACCCAAGAAGGCUAUCACUAUUUCAGAAGCGCCGCGCAAACGUAAGGAAAAGUCAAAGAAACGCGAGAAGGACGUGAAUGCACCGAAGCGGCCGGCCACUGCGUUCAUGUUGUGGCUCAAUGAGAACCGCAAGAGUAUCGUGGAACAGAACCCUGGCAUCAAGGUCACAGAGAUCGCCAAGAAGGGAGGAGAGCUCUGGAGGGAUCUGAAGGACAAAUCCGAGUGGGAAGAGAAAGCAAGCAAAGCGAAAGAAGAAUACAAUAUAGCUAUGAAGAAAUACAAGGACAGCGGCGCUGCUGACGAAUUUAAGCAGAAGAAGAAACAAGCCGAGAAGGAACGUAAAGCCGCAGAGAAGAAAUCUAAAGCCCCAGCGAGUAAAAAAGCAAAGACUACCAGUAAUGCAGGGGCUGGCUCUGGAGGGAAGUUCACCAGCAAGGAGUACAUUGAAGAUGAUGAUAGCUCUUCUGACUCUGAUAAGGAAAAGGAAAAGGACAAGAAGAAGAAAGAUACUAAAGAUACCAAGGAAUCAAAGAAGGAGAAGGCAAAGAGUUCGUCAUCGGAAGCAGAAGCCUCUUCGGGUGGGUCUGGAGACGAAAGCGGAAGCGGCAGUGACUGAAACCAUAGUGUACUUUAACAAAAAAACUAAACUUUUAACAUAAAACCUUGGUUUUUAUAGCAAAUCUCAUCCUGAACAUUGUUUGAUAUCAAAAGCAUCAACACUCCUGAAAUUUAUUGUCUUCAGAAAUCGGAGAUAAUUUAGAACUGAUUAGAGAACAUUUUAGUUAUUUCGAAUCAUUGUAUGUGUUAUACAAUGAUUCAAAAUAACUAAAAUGUUGUGAACGUUAUUCUUGCACAAUUAAUAAUCAUGUUAUGUAUGUUUCUUAUUAAUGUAGCUAAAUCUAAUAAUGAAACUGUCACAACUAAGCUGUAUGCACAGCACAGAUUCCGAAGAAAUUCCCGCCAUUUCAUUAUAACUUGUAUUUUCAUUAAAACUUAGUAUUUUAUGUAUAUGUGAUAUUGUUCUAUUAUUCAGUUUAUGUGUGUUGAUGAUUCAAAAUAGUUACGUCUUAAUUGUUUUAAAACUUAGUUAUAAAUAAACAUUACUGAGCAAAUGUUAGGCUAUGUUCUAUCUCUCUUUUACACUUGCCAAACACAAUUUGUGUGACAGUGAUAGCGAUAGGGCAAAGCCAGAACUUGAAACUGACUCCCUUGUAAAUAUAUUAAGUAAGAUCAGUUGUGAUUGUCUUAAAAUUCGUAUUAUCUGGUAUGUGAACGUUUAGCCCCACUUUAGAUGUAAUGUUAGUGUGUUAAUUGUUAUUAUAAGACUAUAUUUUUA